AUGGAGUCAGGAGGCAGCCUGGGUGUUGUUGUCUUCUUCUGGGUGCUGGUUGAAGCAACAUCUUACAGCCCCUGGGGUUUCCCUCAAAGGGACUUGGGGGUCUUGAGGGGUAGGGGGGACUCCUCUUGGAGCUGGCCACGUGUGCCUUCCUUCUCCCAGUCUUCUCCUUGGGCAUGGGUAGAUGUUUCCCAGCUCCAGGCUGCAGCCCCACUGCACCCCGUGGCCGUGCAGUGCCAGGAGGCCCAGGUGGUGGUCAUGGUCCACAGGGACCUCUUUGGCACGGGACGUUUGGUCAGGGCUGCAGAGCUGAGCCUGGGCUCUGCUGCCUGCCCACCUGUGGCCCAGAGCACUGCUGAGACCACCACGGUGACCUUCAUGGCUGGGCUGCACCAGUGUGGCAGCACCUUGCAGAUGACCCCAGACUCCUUGAUCUACAAAACAAGCUUGUCCUACAAACCUGCUCCUUCUGGCAACCUGGCCAUUGUAAGGACCAACGCAGCGGUGGUUCCUAUCGAGUGUCACUAUCCCAGGAAGAGCAACGUGAGCAGCCAGGCCCUCCAGCCCACGUGGGCACCUUUCCACUCCAUGCUGUCGGUGGAGGAGAAGCUGAUGUUCUCCCUGCGCCUCAUGAACGAUGAUUGGAGCACUGAGAGGUUCUCCAAUGGCUUCCAGCUGGGGGAAAGGCUCCACAUCCAGGCUGAUGUUGCUUCUGGGGGUCAUGUACCUCUGAGGCUCUUCGUGGAUGACUGUGUUGCUACUCUGAGUCCAGACAGGAGCUCCUCGCCCCGAUACGCCUUGGUUGACCUCAGCGGGUGCUUGGUGGAUGGGAGAUCAGAUGACACCACUUCAGCCUUCAUCUCUCCCAGGCCGAGGCAGGAAACGCUGCAGUUUGUGGUUGAUGCCUUCAAGUUUGCAGGAGAUGACAGAGCCCUGAUCUACAUCACCUGCCACCUGAAGGUCUCCCCAGCUGACCAAGCCCCAGACCCAUUGAACAAGGCCUGUUCCUUCAACAAAGCCAGCAGCCUUUGGGCUCCUGUGGAGGGUACUGGAGACAUCUGCAGCUGCUGUGAGACUGGCAGUUGUCCACUGUAUGGAGGAUACUCCCAGAGAAUCAACCCUCCAGCCCGUCGGCCAGGGAGACGUUUGAGGAGAGACCUCCCUUCCAAGCAAGGUGGGUCCCCAAAGGCAGCAGAGGCUGAAGUCUCACUUGGGCCACUCUUCAUCCUUGAUCCAGCCCAGGGAUUUGGGAGAUCCCCAGGAGGUCUUGCACCAGCAGAGAAGACCCCACAGGGUGCUGCUGAGGGACUUCCUAUGGUGGCCCAAGUUGUCCUGCUGACAGUGGCCAUUGUGCUGAGCUUCAUUGCUCUUGGACUGUUUCUUGUGUGCCAAAAAAUGUAG
Messenger RNA from Apus apus (common swift), 1398 nucleotides. It is a transcript of the gene ZP3, whose product is annotated as zona pellucida glycoprotein 3. Lineage: Eukaryota; Metazoa; Chordata; Aves; Apodiformes; Apodidae. Gene Ontology annotation, molecular function: acrosin binding. The record is from RefSeq and is a predicted model, not a curated record. The transcript is spliced from 9 exons. The coding region runs from base 1 to 1398 and encodes 465 amino acids. Gene Ontology annotation, biological process: binding of sperm to zona pellucida; positive regulation of acrosome reaction; egg coat formation. Gene Ontology annotation, cellular component: extracellular matrix.